This is a messenger RNA of Acanthaster planci (crown-of-thorns starfish), 527 nucleotides long. RefSeq lists its product as uncharacterized. NCBI's taxonomy places the organism in Eukaryota, Metazoa, Echinodermata, Asteroidea, Valvatida, Acanthasteridae. The record is from RefSeq and is a predicted model, not a curated record.
CAUACUAAGGAAGGGUAAAAUUCAUUUUAAAGAUGAAACAGGCUGAAAGUUAUUUUCUGCGGUUAUGUGCUUUUUCCAAGGAUUUUUAUACCCUAUUCCUGAUAAUCCAGUUUUUCUGCACUCAGCCUGUUUACGGUGGCUUUAAAGCCGUUCUAGUAAGCGGAAAGCCGACAUGGCAGAGCACGACAUAUAGCAGUUCCUAUCAUUCACACGAGGCUAUCGACGGCGACCGAAACUCGUUCGCACACACCAGAGUUGGUGGUGAUCCGCAUCCUUGGUGGAAGAUCGACUUACAAAAAGAACACUGCUUGGGGAAAGUCACAGUGUUGAUCCGGUUGAACUGCUGCGGAUAUCGCUUCAUAGGUGCUGUUGUGCGAGCGGGACUGAGCGAAAAUUAUGCCGAGAAUCGACCGUGCGGCUCGCCUGCCACUUCGGCGCAGUCCCAGCAAGGUGCGUCUAUUGACUUCUUUUCCUGUACAGAGGUCAGCCAAAUUUGGAAGGCUACACAAGGGGGGCUUGAUCAGUAA